CUUCGGGUGUUUUCGUGGCUGGCGUCGAUUGGCAGUUCGAUAAGGGUGGAGACUGCGCUAUGUCCAGCGGAGGCAUCUUUGCCGUUCUCGCGUGUACGCUAACGAUACACAAUAAUCACACGCUGACAGUCUAUCGGGCGUGAGCGAUACAGGAUUGACGUGGAAAUGGAGUAGUGAGACACGGUAUUUAAACCAUGUCCACGAAAUCGAAGGAGAAGGUCAUAGCCGCUAUCCGGAAGCUUUUCCGAUCUUCCGAUAAGAUUGCGGAGCCGGAGGGAGCCAGCGGCUCGACCAAUUCACCAUCGAGGAGACUCUUGAAUCGUCAUCACCGUCCGGACAUCGUUAUUCCGGUGGACGAUCCGAUACCGGAAAAUCCAGAUUCCACUCAUGUCGAUCGUAAUUGUUUCUUCAAGAUGAAAAAGUCCGCAAAGGACAAUAACGAAUACAAGACCGCUAGCGACAAGGACGUAGGUUUGCGUCGACUGAUGAAGGAAUUUAACAGGAUUCAGAGAGCACAACGUCAUGGUGAUUCGGCCUUCACCGCCGAGCUCGUCAACGAUAAUGUCUUUGAGUGGUCCGUCCGAUUGCACAAGAUCGACCCGGACAGCAGAUUGGCAGCCGAUAUGCGUGAGCUGAAGAUACCUCAUAUAUUGUUGAAUGUGAUCUUCCCGAAGGAGUUUCCAUUCGCGCCACCUUUUAUGAGAGUGAUCUCGCCAAGGAUCGAGCAGGGCUUUGUGAUGCACGGCGGUGCUAUCUGCAUGGAACUCCUCACACCGAGAGGAUGGUGUUGUGCAUAUAGUGUCGAGUCGAUGAUCAUGCAAUUCGCAGCUAGCGUUGUGAAAGGACAAGCCCAAGUAUCGAGAAAGUCAAAGCCAAGUAAGGAAUACAAUCGACAAUUGGCCGAAGAGACAUUUAAGAAUCUGGUGAAAACACACGAAAAAUAUGGUUGGGUAACCCCGCCGCUCGCCGAAGGCUGAUCUUAGAAUAUAUAUUAUUGUCCGGAGCCGGAAAAGGUUCGCGUUUCUUACUUAAAAAGAAGCGUACGAACCAAUAUAAUUCUUUAUCCGAUUUUUCCGGAAACGCCGACAGUGAUUUUUUUCCGUUCUGUCAGGAAAUCCAAGUGUAAUUUCGUUAUACGAAUAUACACAUGUAGCCAGAAAGGAAUUUAUCGAAUUUGUCGGAUAAAUACAAAACGUGCGCGUAAGUUUUCUUUGCAUUUUCACACAUUUUUCAACUUUUGUAAUAAAUACGU
Molecule: messenger RNA, 1252 nt
Organism: Camponotus floridanus (Florida carpenter ant)
Lineage: Eukaryota; Metazoa; Arthropoda; Insecta; Hymenoptera; Formicidae
Product: ubiquitin-conjugating enzyme E2Q-like protein CG4502
Exons: 4
Coding region: 195-977 (260 amino acids)
Source: RefSeq, a predicted model, not a curated record